AUGAAAAGUAAUACUAUCUCUAAUAUUAGUGUAUAUCCCGAGUGCAAUGCUUACAUAGCUAAAGGUUUUAUUACUACAGAUAUGUCAACUUUAAAAAUAUACAAUAAAAAAGAGAAAAAAAAUAUAUCAAAUUUUUCUAUAAAGUUUUUUAUAUUUGCCUUUUUAAUUUGGAUAUUGCAAUGUUCCAAUACUUGGUCCUCUUUUAGAUCUUGGAAUUACAAAAAUGACUCAAAACACAUAUCAAAUUUAGGAGCUAAAAGAUCAUUAGCCGAAAGUGAAGAUGUAGAAAAGCA
Messenger RNA from Plasmodium relictum, 293 nucleotides. RefSeq names its product fam-h protein. The annotation marks the transcript as partial. The transcript has 2 exons. The record is from RefSeq and is a predicted model, not a curated record. Lineage: Eukaryota; Apicomplexa; Aconoidasida; Haemosporida; Plasmodiidae.